CCAUUCAGCCGCAGCCGCCCGGGCGGAGCGCGUCCCGCAGCCGGCUGGUCCCUGUCGCGGCCCGGGUGCUCGGCCCGGCCCGCCUGCCCGGUGCGGAGCUCGCCAUGGCGGCCACUGACCUGGAGCGCUUCUCGAAUGCAGAGCCCGAGCCCCGGAGCCUCUCCCUGGGCGGCCAUGUGGGCUUUGACAGCCUCCCCGACCAGCUGGUCAGCAAGUCGGUCACUCAGGGCUUCAGCUUCAAUAUCCUCUGUGUGGGAGAGACGGGCAUCGGCAAGUCCACACUGAUGAACACGCUCUUCAACACGACCUUCGAGACCGAGGAAGCCAGUCACCACGAGGAGUGCGUGCGGCUGCGGCCUCAGACCUACGACCUCCAAGAGAGCAACGUGCAGCUUAAGCUGACCAUCGUGGACGCCGUGGGCUUCGGGGAUCAGAUCAACAAGGAUGAGAGGCAAGAGGCAGGAAGGGCAGCCCCGCCUGGUCUCUUCCCUGUGGCGCCGCCCACGCGGGUGGGGUGCCAACCCUCCGCCCGAGGACUCCGCGCUCCUCGCUGCCCCUGGACCAGUAGCCCAGCCCGCGCUCCGUGGGGGCCAAGGGAGCGCCGCUUGGGGAAUAUCUGAGGUCCCGAGGACCCCUUGGGGACCAGGAGAAGGGGUCAGCCACCGGCACCCAGACAGGGAUCCCAGGGAGACGCUGUCCGUCUCCUCAGAGAAGGCCGGGGGGCAGCUGGCCUGGCUCGGGGCCCUGCCGCCGCUCCGCCGCCUGCCACCUGCCUGCCUGCCUGCCUGUGACGGAGCUCCCUGUAGUUACAGGCCCAUCGUCGACUACAUCGACGCGCAGUUUGAAAACUACCUGCAGGAGGAGCUGAAGAUCCGCCGCUCGCUCUUCGACUACCACGACACGAGGAUCCACGUCUGCCUCUACUUCAUCACGCCCACCGGGCACUCCCUCAAGUCCCUGGAUCUGGUGACCAUGAAGAAACUGGACAGCAAGGUGAACAUCAUUCCCAUCAUUGCCAAGGCUGACACCAUCUCCAAGAGUGAGCUCCACAAGUUCAAGAUCAAGAUCAUGGGCGAGCUGGUCAGCAAUGGGGUCCAGAUCUACCAGUUUCCCACUGAUGACGAGGCUGUUGCCGAGAUCAACGCAGUCAUGAAUGCACACCUGCCCUUUGCCGUGGUGGGCAGCACGGAGGAGGUGAAGGUGGGGAACAAGCUGGUGCGAGCACGGCAGUACCCAUGGGGAGUGGUGCAAGUGGAGAACGAGAAUCACUGCGACUUUGUGAAGCUCCGGGAGAUGCUGAUCCGGGUGAACAUGGAGGACCUCCGCGAGCAGACGCACAGCCGGCACUACGAGCUCUACCGGCGCUGCAAGUUGGAGGAGCUGGGCUUCCAGGACAGCGACGGUGACAGCCAGCCCUUCAGCCUCCAGGAGACGUAUGAGGCCAAGAGGAAGGAGUUCCUGAGUGAGCUGCAGAGGAAGGAGGAAGAGAUGAGGCAGAUGUUUGUCAACAAAGUGAAGGAGACGGAGCUGGAGUUGAAGGAGAAGGAGAGAGAGCUCCACGAGAAGUUUGAGCACCUCAAGCGGGUCCACCAGGAGGAAAAGCGCAAAGUGGAGGAGAAGCGCCGCGAACUGGAGGAGGAGACCAGUGCCUUCAACCGCAGGAAGGCUGCAGUGGAGGCCCUGCAGUCCCAGGCCCUGCACGCCACCUCGCAGCAGCCUCUGAGGAAGGACAAGGACAAGAAGAAUUAACGCACGCACAGACUUACAUGUCAAGAGCGGACUUUAGACUUUCAUGUGUUAAGUUGCUUGAGUUACACCUUGUGACCCUUCUCCCAUAACUUGGUGUGAGGACGGACUGGGAGCCGGUACAGACUCCAGUGUUUACAGCCCUGCUUUGUCCCCCAGCCCUGUCCCCCCCGAGGCUGCCCGGGCCUUGGGGAGGGGCCACCCUCUCUAUGCAAAUUCGUCAAAGCCAUGAAUGCUGGAAUCCCAAACUGAUGAGGUUUAUUUUUUUCAGAGCCAGUGGCUGGUCUUCCAUUUACAGUGUCACUAUCCCUUGAUGGAGCAGUUUUGUGCCGCUCCAGCGAAGGCCCCCGCCGGCGAUGCUCGGCCUAGUUGUUCAGCGUCAAGAUGGCAACUCGCGCAGUGCCCUAGGCGAGGCCGGUAUCAAUGCUGCAGAUCCGCCCGAUUCCCCUUCGUUUUAAUUUUUCUAACCUAGAACCUAAUGAUAAUAAUAACUUUUAAAGCACUUCUAAAUUUUUUAUUUCGGCACCAGCAUCAAGACAAAUAAUACCCUCUCCCAUUAUUUUCAUAAGUAACACAGAUACCCUGAUUUUUAAAAACUAAAAACAUCUCAGCCUUCCUGAUGUAUAAAGUAUCCCUAUACAAUACAGGGAGAGGUGGGUAAUAAACAUCCUGUCAUGACAGUGUUUGGAAUUUCUUUACGGAUGGAAGCGGGUCACGCACCAGACCACAGCCCGUGUUUUCACUGUGAAUGUAAAUGGAACAGCAGCCCGCAGCCGUUGUCCGUGUGCCCCAGCGGCGCCACGUGUAAACAGGGACCAGCCCCACGUGUGUGUGUUCAGUGUGUGACUCCUGCUAAGACUCCCACCCCAACCCUGCAGAUUCCGAAUGCAAAGCGUGCUCAGAGGGAGAAGGUUUCUUUUUUCCAGGUCAUUGUUUGCUUUUUCCUGGCGGAGUCACAGGACGAAGAGACGAAGGUGUCUGAUGUUCGUGAACAAUGUGAGAAAAAAACUGCCUGCAGAGGAGCUUUUCCCCUUUAGCUGCCCUCUUAGGGAGCCCAUCCCAGGUCCACACAUGCUCCUCUGUUCCUGUUGGUUUGCAAGCCACUGAGACUGUCAGGGUUGAAAAUACGCUCUGAUAACAUGGGAUGCGAGAAAUGCAUGGCUAAAGGGAGGAUUUCACUGAAUGCUGGUGAAGCACUGAGCUGGGCACAGGCUCCCCAGAGUGACACGCAGCUCUAGCCUCAAGGAGCUCACAGUCUAGUGCUCUCCUGAGUUGGAAGCCUUAGGAAGCCGCGCUCAUGUAUGGUUGGAUCGGCAGUUUGUUUUUUGUGUCCUCCUUCUUUCCUCCCACCGUGGCUUCCCUCUUUGUGCCUUGGCUUCCUGCUUUGCUGAUGUCCAGGACUAGGUCCUGGCUCCCCACUGCCAUGCAGAGAAGGGUGGAGGGUGAGUUGUGUGUAUCCACUGAGGCACGGCCAGGAAAAGCAGGCCUUUUUCUCCUCACCAGGAGGGCAGGUUUUAGUGACGCUCACGUUUUAUCUCUGGCUCCAAGGAUUCUGCCCUGACCAGGGGUGGAUACAGAUUUAGAGGGGCUGGAAGCUUGAACUCUUUGAGAAGCCUUCUUCCAAAACAUACCCCCCCCCAAAGAACAAAAAAAAAAAAGGGAUAUGAAUAUAAGGUCGGUACAAGGCUUUAGAAGGGGCCUUGAAAAUUAAGCUUCAUUCGUGUCAUAGUGAAUCCACCUCUGCUUGUAACGGAGGACUGAUGCUUCAGUGUGGGUAUCCAGAAAGACACAUCAGCCUAUCUGAGGCAGAUGUGGACUGCAAGCAGCUUAACUUUAGGGCCAUUAUGUGUCUGAAAAUGUAUUUAGUUGGUGGGAGUAUGACCUUUAAGAUCGCCUCUGUCAACUAAUGUAUUUCUCAAGAUGAGGCCCAGUGACCCAGCGGGGUCCUCGAUUAUAUAAGAAAUGAAGAUUCCUGGUUCGUGGGCCAAUCUGGGGACUCUCAGAGCAGGUAGAUUCUGCCAUCCGCCCACCGCCGCCUGCGGGCCACCCCCAAGGCAUACCUUGGAGGCCAGAGGUGGGGCUGGUUACCUGUCUUUGGGCCCAAGGCUUCCCAGCAUCUUGGGGGAGACCUGCCAUUGUGACGUUUUCUGAGGUCUGAGCUGCCUCCCAGGUCCCACUGGCUUUGGUGGGCCCCGCUGCACUUUUCUUCCAUGCUGUUUGUGUUUGGAAUUUUGUCGUUUUUAGCUGAGACCAAAUUAAUCCUUGGUGCACACGGCAAGCUUGAAACUUGCUGUUAUUUACCGAGCUGCCCCCCAUGGAAUGGGGCCUUUGUCGCGGGGCCUGCCCGCCCCUCCUUUGCUGUUGCAGUGGUGUCUGUUGGUAUUGUUAGGGUUGUCAGUGGGAUCACACUGGCUUUUACUAUCAUGUCUUUCAUGAACCAAGUUGGUUUGGGGUAGAAUCACCAUAUAAUUUACUGCCCAAACUGAGACUUUGCGAGUGAAAGAAGAUGCUCUUAAUUAUUAUGCCAGGUCAACAGGCAUAAGCCGUAACCGUCUCAGGCACCCUGGGAUGUGCGGUCACCCGAGUUAUGGGGAACCUGAGUCUAGGUGGUCUGUACUUGUGCAGACCGGCCGCAUAUGUGUUCGUGUAUGUUCGUGUGGGUUCCCUGUGAAGUGGGGCUCAGAUAACUGGAUAUGAGGCUGGAGGGAAGUGUGGCUUGCUACUCUGUUACGUUAACAUGCUUUUCUAAAACUGCCUCACUGGUUAAUUCAUUUACUCCUUCAUUCAUUGACUGUUUUUGUUCCCUUCCAUUCACUUUGUACUCAUUUUUUUUUCCAUUAAAUUUUGCAUUUAUUU
Molecule: messenger RNA, 4602 nt
Organism: Sus scrofa (pig)
Lineage: Eukaryota; Metazoa; Chordata; Mammalia; Artiodactyla; Suidae
Source: RefSeq, a predicted model, not a curated record